This is a messenger RNA of Callorhinchus milii (elephant shark), 1207 nucleotides long. It is a transcript of the gene vti1b, whose product is annotated as vesicle transport through interaction with t-SNAREs 1B. Gene Ontology annotation, biological process: regulation of protein localization to plasma membrane; intracellular protein transport; macroautophagy. The record is from RefSeq and is marked provisional. Gene Ontology annotation, cellular component: Golgi apparatus; ER to Golgi transport vesicle membrane; SNARE complex. NCBI's taxonomy places the organism in Eukaryota, Metazoa, Chordata, Chondrichthyes, Chimaeriformes, Callorhinchidae. Gene Ontology annotation, molecular function: SNAP receptor activity; SNARE binding.
CUCGGCGGCGGCGGAAGUGCUGUGUGUGUGUGUGUGUCUGUCUGUGUUGUGUUGGGGGAGUUGUUAUUUUUUUUACCGAAGUCGCUGGAUCUUUCUUUAUUUAUUUAGGUGUUUGGGCGGCGGCGGUGGUUGUUUGUUGGUUGGAUUGAUUGAGUCGCUGUCAUGUCGUCCGAGGGGUUCGAGAAGUUGCACGAGUCGUACCAGGCGCUGUACCAGGAGCUGAGGCACCGGUGCCAGCGGCUGCCCAGAUGUUCGGGAGAAGAGCGGAAGCGGCUUCUGCGGGAUAUUGAAGCUAAAAUUGAAGAAACCAAUGAAGAGUUGGACGAAAUGGAAAAAGAACUGAGAAAUGCACCUCAGUCAUAUCGUAAUCAGAUGACCAAUAAAAUACGAUCGUAUAAAAGAGACGUGAGCAAGCUCCAGCGUGACGUGAGAAGCAGUGAUCUUGGAUAUUCCGCACCCAGGGACUUCAAAUACAAUACGUACAAUGCUGAGAAUGAAGAAAGUAAUCAGUUAGCAUCCCAGCGUGCUUUGCUUUUGCAAGGUACUGACAGUUUAAACCGAGCCACUCAGAGUAUUGAGCGUUCUCACAGGAUAGCAAUAGAAACGGAUCAGGUUGGUGCAGAAAUCAUUGAGGAACUUGGAGAGCAACGUGAGCAACUGGAACGAUCAAAAGACCGGUUAAUAAACACAGGUGAGAAUUUGAGCAAAAGUCGGAAGAUACUUCGUGCCAUGUCCAGAAAGAUUGUAACAAACAAGCUGCUAUUGGGCAUCGUUAUCCUCUUUGAAGUAGCAAUUUUGGGAGCGGUUGUGUACUUCAAAUUCUUUCGCCAUCACUGACGCCUGCCUGGACUGCAUGGAUGGACACUUGUAUUGCAGAAGCAACUUUAGUACCUGCAGCUGAUAUGCUUUUAAUGGAUUUACUGGACCCAGAACACUGCUACUGGAUUAGCCUAAAAAAGGUGAAGCUGAAAAUAGCUUCUUUCUGCAAACCCCUCAUUAUGCUGCACUGCAGUCUAUGAAAACUGAUAUCUUCUCCCUGGUUACCGAUGGUUCUUCUGGAUGAAGCAUGCCUGACCAAGGAGAAAAUCAUCUUACUGAAUGAAGUCACGUGAUCAUUUUCCUAUUAAAUAUUCCUACUAUCUACCCAGGUUGUCAAACUACUCAAUUGUAGUAAUGUGCAAACUUUUAAUAAAGUUACAAUUAAUAU